This is a messenger RNA of Rasamsonia emersonii CBS 393.64, 954 nucleotides long. RefSeq names its product Phospholipase/Carboxylesterase superfamily. The record is from RefSeq and is a predicted model, not a curated record. Gene Ontology annotation, biological process: protein depalmitoylation. NCBI's taxonomy places the organism in Eukaryota, Fungi, Ascomycota, Eurotiomycetes, Eurotiales, Trichocomaceae. Gene Ontology annotation, molecular function: palmitoyl-(protein) hydrolase activity; carboxylic ester hydrolase activity. Gene Ontology annotation, cellular component: cytoplasm. The transcript is spliced from 3 exons. The coding region runs from base 1 to 954 and encodes 317 amino acids.
AUGGGUACCUUUGAUUGGAUCGAAACUACUAGAAAACCACACCAGAGAGGAAAAGGGUUUCGAAAUAUGCCCACGAAACGAGUGCCCCUCAUAUCCGACUUCCCCUCCCACCUGACCGUCAUCAUUUCCUACCCAAGCCCCUCGGGACCAACAUCCUCGCCGCCUCCCAGCAAUUCCCACCCACCGAGCAACAUCCUCCUCCUCCUGCACGGCCUGGGCGACACCGCCGCGCGAUUUGCCUCUUUUGGUCGCGCCCUCAACCUCCCCGAGACCAUCUGCAUCACGGUGCAAGCGCCCACGCCGCUGCCGUACGCGCUUGUCGGCGUUGAGGGCUUCCACUGGGGCGAUGAUGUCAUGUUCGACCGCAGUAAUAGCGACGGUGGUGGUGGUGGGCUGGACAUGGACGCCGGCUUCUCGCGCUCUGCCGUGCAGAUGCUGGCCCGCGAGGUCGUGAGCGACGUCCUCGUCCGCAAGUGCGGCUAUCGCCUGCGCGACGUGCUCCUGCUGGGUUUUGGACAGGGAGGCAUGGCGGCGCUGGUGGCAGCGAGGGAGCUGGGGGUGAAUCCUCCGCCUGCACCGUCCUCAGUCUCAAUUUCGCCAAAUCCUACUACGUCCUCUAUCCCUGCCAGCAGCUCGACUAGCGACUACGAUACCUCCCUCGCAGGCGUCGUCUCCUUCGGCGGCCCCUACCCUCUCUCCGCCAGCACCGUCGGGCCCAAAAAUCGCACCCCGGUCCUGCUCCUCGCCGGCCGCGACGAUGCCAAUACCGCCGUCACGGAUGCCGCGGUGCGGCGAACAAAGGAAGUGUUUGAAUUCGUCGAGCUGCACCGCUGGCCGCGCAAGGGUGACGGCAUGCCGCGCAAUCGCGACGAGAUGUUGCCCGUCAUGCGCUUCUUUGCGCGCCGUCUGCGGAGCAGGCAGGGUGUGCCGGACGGGAGCAUUGAGUUGUCUUGA